Messenger RNA from Somion occarium, 514 nucleotides. The record is from the annotation of a GenBank genome assembly. Lineage: Eukaryota; Fungi; Basidiomycota; Agaricomycetes; Polyporales; Cerrenaceae.
AAGAAGAACCCAAGCUGAUGCAAGGACCCAGGUUGACUGAUAUCACCCCCACUUCAUCAACAAAUUAAGCCAUGGCCAUUCGUGUUGUUUGCCUCAUCAAGCGCCGUCCUGAUUUGACGCAGGAGCAGUUCAGCGAGCAUUGGAGCAAGAACCAUGGUCGCAUCUUCACGUCCUUAAAGGCCGUUAAGGAAAACAUCAUCCGGUACAAUCAGUUCCAUGUGCUUGAACAACCUAGCCAGGAAUUGGCUAAGAUCGGCCUGCCCGUUGCUCCCUACGAUGGAGCUGCCGAGUUCACCAUAGAGAAGAUUGAGGAUCUCUUGGCAUUGUUUGGAGAUGAGGAAUAUCAAAAGAACGCUAUUCCCGACGAGGGAAACUUCUUGGAUCGCAACAUUGUGCAGGUUCUUGUCGGCGAGGAUCACGUCAAGUGGGUCCGAGGCGAGUCUGCAUAAUGUCACGAUGGAAACGAGGAAAGCAAAUGUGUUUACAACUGUAAAAAUAUACCAUGUUACCCUCA